AUGAGCCGGGAAUCACCGCACCCCGAAACUCACUUGCGACAUUACAGAAGGGGAUUCCGAACCGACGACGCCACGUUGCAGAGACUGCCGCAGCCACCAUCUGGCUCGCAGAGCAAGAGAAGAAAGACGGCUCCACCAGUGCAGCCCGGAGGACACGCAAGACUUCGAAGCGAUGCUCGCCCGUGUGCUGAGACUGCUGUCCAUGGAGAGCUGGCGAUCUGUAUCCAUGACUGCGGUCUCCAGCAUCGCCUCAACGAUGGCUCUGUGGACUGCAGUGAGGCCGAGUGCCAUGUCAAGACAUGCGCUGCCGACCUUCGCGUAGAGCACCUCCCUGGUCGGCUCAAAAAUGGCCCAUUUUUCAGGUUUGAGGAUGGCACGGAGAGCAAUGUUGACUGCGGCGAAGACGACUUUGUGCUCGAAGCGGAAGCGCUCGUCGAGCGACAAGAUGUAGUGGAUAACGCCUUCACAGAGCUCUUGCAAGAGAUCCUUGGUAUCUGUAUCCCAGUCCUCCUAGGCUGCCGGGACGCAGAGCUGGUUCUCGUGCAUCGCUGCGUUGAUCAUGAGACCUGCGGACGCGCCGAUUAGACCUUGCGCUUUUGCUUGGUGUCAAUCAUUCAGGUGACGGGUGUGACGGCUGCAAUCGUCGGAGCCGGCCUCAGGGCCAAGUUGGGAAAACAACUCGUCCAUGUGUACGUUCUUCUGGCGGGUCUUCCUUGCCACUUGGUGAGAUGGCGACUGCCUCUGCCCAGAGACUUUGUAGACGAAGCAUGUUUGGCUUGGUCUCUGUCCACUAAGAAAGAAGAGGUGCUGGCGGAGUCAGCCUGUAGACUCAACGAUUCAGAAUCGCCCUGUCUGGUGUAUUGGCAGGUGCUGGAGGCGGUCUCGAAUGGUACGCUUACCUCGGUGCUGGCUUGUGCACCCGUGAAGCAGAUCGGGGUUGAUGUUGAUGAUGGAGAAAAGAGUGAUGGCCUGGUG
Microdochium trichocladiopsis is the source of this 975-nucleotide messenger RNA. RefSeq lists its product as uncharacterized. Bases 1 to 585 code for a protein of 194 amino acids. The record is from RefSeq and is a predicted model, not a curated record. Lineage: Eukaryota; Fungi; Ascomycota; Sordariomycetes; Xylariales; Microdochiaceae. The transcript is spliced from 3 exons.